AUGGCAACCCCAACCAUCCUAACAAACAUCACCCGCCGCACAGCAGGCACAAUAGCCCACGUCACAAUAUCCCGUCCCGCCAAACUAAACGCCCUAAACACGCAUCUCCUCACCACCCUCCCUUCGACCCUAAAAUCCAUAACAUCCGCAAAUGCAGACCUCCUCGCCGUGGUCCUCACAGGCGCAGGCCCCAAGGCAUUUAUCGGCGGCGCCGACAUUGCCGAAAUGGCCGCUUUAAACUCCCCGUCUUCGGCGCGUAGCUUCAUUUCCAAGGUCUCGGCUGCCUGUAGAAGCGUGCGCGAUUGUCCCGUCCCUGUUAUCGGGCGGGUUAAUGGGUAUGCGCUCGGUGCUGGAUUGGAACUUGCGGCGUCGUGUGAUUUUAGGGUCGCAAGUAGGAAUGCGGUUUUUGGGAUGCCCGAGGUUCGAGUUGGUAUUCCCAGUGUCGUUGAGGCGGCGCUACUUCCUGGAUUGAUUGGAUGGGGGAGGACAAGGCAGCUUCUCAUGCUUGGGGAGAAUAUUGGGGCUGACGAGGCGCUGAGAUGGGGUCUUGUGGAGAAUGUCGUUGAAGCUGAGGAGCUGGAUGAAGCUGUUGAGGCGUGGUUGCGUCAGUUGGACAUGAAUGGGCCGUUGGCGGUGCGCAGACAGAAGGCUUUGAUUCGGUCUUGGGAGAACGUUUCGCUGGAUCAAGCCAUUCAGGCGGGUGUGGCUGCUUUUGCGGAAUCAUUUGAUGCAGGUGCGCAUGGGGAAUUGACGGAGCCGGCGAAGAUGAUGGGUGCUUUUUUCCAGGGGAAGGGGAAGAUAUCUUGA
Messenger RNA from Penicillium cinerascens, 807 nucleotides. RefSeq lists its product as uncharacterized. NCBI's taxonomy places the organism in Eukaryota, Fungi, Ascomycota, Eurotiomycetes, Eurotiales, Aspergillaceae. Gene Ontology annotation, molecular function: enoyl-CoA hydratase activity. The coding region runs from base 1 to 807 and encodes 268 amino acids. The transcript is spliced from 2 exons. Gene Ontology annotation, cellular component: mitochondrion. The record is from RefSeq and is a predicted model, not a curated record. Gene Ontology annotation, biological process: fatty acid beta-oxidation.